This is a messenger RNA of Condylura cristata (star-nosed mole), 1319 nucleotides long. RefSeq names its product activating transcription factor 5 (gene ATF5). Gene Ontology annotation, molecular function: DNA-binding transcription activator activity, RNA polymerase II-specific; RNA polymerase II transcription regulatory region sequence-specific DNA binding. The record is from RefSeq and is a predicted model, not a curated record. Gene Ontology annotation, biological process: regulation of transcription by RNA polymerase II. Lineage: Eukaryota; Metazoa; Chordata; Mammalia; Eulipotyphla; Talpidae. The coding region runs from base 331 to 771 and encodes 146 amino acids. Gene Ontology annotation, cellular component: nucleus. The transcript has 4 exons.
CCCCGGAGCCGCCACAUUCCGCGUCCUCAGAGCCCGAUCUGUCCUCUCGCUGCCGCGCCGCCGCCUCCGCCCGCGCAGCCCCCGCCAUGGCUCUGUAGCCGCCACCCCUCCGCGCCCCGACCCGUCUCCGCGCUCACCGCGCCUGCGCUCUCCGUCCCGCCUUCUUUCUUCAGCCGCGGCCGCCGCCGCCUCUCCUUUCCGCAGCCAUGGAGUCCUCCACCUUCACCCUGGUGCCUGUCUUCGCCCCGCUGAGCAGCCUCCAGAGCGCCCUCCCAGCUGCCGGUGCAGCUUCCUUCGUGGCCAUCGGCGCCCGGCGCCUCUACUGCAGCCAUGUCACUCCUGGCGACCCUCGGGCUGGAGCUGGACAGGGCCCUGCUCCCAGCUAGCGGGCUGGGCUGGCUCGUAGACUAUGGGAAACUCCCCCUGGCCCCUGCCCCCCUGGGUCCCUAUGAGGUCCUUGGGGGAGCCCUGGAGGGCGGGCUUCCAGGGGGGGGAGAGCCCCUGGCAGGUGACGGCUUCUCGGACUGGAUGACUGAGCGGGUUGGGGACCGCAAGCAAAAGAAGAGAGACCAGAACAAGUCUGCGGCUCUGAGGUACCGCCAGAGGAAGCGGGCAGAGGGCGAGGCCCUGGAGGGCGAGUGCCAGGGGCUGGAGGCUCGCAACAGGGAGCUGAGGGAGAGGGCCGAGUCGGUGGAGCGGGAGAUCCAGUACGUCAAGGACCUGCUCAUCGAGGUGUACAAGGCCCGCAGCCAGAGGCCGCGCAGCAGCUAGCGGCCGGCGGGGGCAGCCAGCCCUGCCUGCCUCGUCUGGGCGGAGGGGCUGGGCCUUCCGCCACCCUGGCCCCGCUGCAGUCUCUCUCUCUGCCUUUACCUUGGUCUUUUACCGAUUUGAGAAUUUGCCCCUGCCCUCCCCACCAGCAUGAAAGAUGUUCGGCCUUCACCGGCAUGUUCACCCCUCAAGUAACAGCUGAGAGGGAGUUUAGGAGCAGGGGGCAGCUUGGAAACCCGGCAGAGGAGUCUAGAGCGCUUCGGGGGGGCAGUGGGGGAGGGCUCAGAAGGGGCCCGGGAAAGCAGGCCAAGAGGCCUGGGGAGGGCGGCCGGGGCAGGGAGCCGAAGAUGGCCAGGUCACAGCCAGUGGCCAUGCAGGCAGUGGGGAGGCGGGCCGGGCGGGGAGCCUAGUUGGGACUAGUGUUCAUUUUAGCUCUGGGAGGAAAUCAGUGUUUUGUGAAGGUGUUGGGGGAGGGCCUGCAACAAAGUGGGGGGUCGGGGAGGUGGACGGACGGAAUUGUGGACGGAAAUAAAACGAAGAAUUUUCUCUGG